GGAUUUGGACUUCGGACUGAUUAAUAUAGAAAAUUAUGACAGUAAUCCUUAUUCGUAAUCCGCAUUAUCGUACUUGAAUUAUCGGAUUAAGAUCAAGCUUCCCUAAUCUGUGGCCUGGGCACGACGUUUGUUUUAAUAACUUGUUAUAAUGAAAGCUGUAAUCACAUCAAUUACGAUUGUACAUCGCUGCAAUCGCUGCAGAUUUUGUAACGGAAAUACCUUUGUAAUCAUGUGAAAACUCUCCCCUUUUAACUGAGGUUCAACCCUCUGUUUACUAUUUAAAAUUUAAUUCAAUGUCGCUGGUCUGCACGGGAGGAAGGCGAGAAGUGUUUCUUUUGAUGUUUUGUUGCCAUAUGAAGCGUUGUUUAUGUCCUCUUGGGAAAUGGAAGAAAGCGAAACCAGACAGAAAACUAUUCUUAAAAAGCAAAAAUCGUUGCCGUUAACAAAGAGCAAGAAUGUGCACUUUGCUGAUGUUUGUGGCCUGUCACUUGUGUCAGUUCAUAAAAUAUCUAUGGAUGAUCUGACAGUACCUUCAAAUUCUGAUUUGAAAUAUGAGAUAACAAAAGAGCUUACUGUUAACUUUGCACAGCCAAUUGCACAGCCUAACUUUGUGGAACGACUGAACAGGCUAAGUGUUUCUUUGGAGAAUGUUGUGGUUUCAAAUUGUGCGUUAAUGGGGACCAUCAAGGUUCGGAAUAUCACCUACGAGAAAUUGGUAUUUGUUCGAUGUAGUUUUGACAACUGGAAGUCAUUUGAGGAUGUUAAUGGAAGCUAUGUACCAUUAUCUUAUGAUGGUAAUUUUGAUCGCUUCUCGUUUGCAAUAACUGUGCCUAACACCAUUAAGAAUGGUGAGAAGAUAGAGUUUGCAGUUUGUUACAGAACAACGUCACCUGACAAUGAAUUCUGGGAUAAUAAUGAUAAUAAGAAUUACAUCAUUGAGUGUAAAGAGAAGCCAAUGCCAAGAAAUUCCUCAUACGGUUUGCUUUGGAGUCGUAUCAUACCAAAUUAUAAGACAUAGGGGUUCAAUAAUGUAAGUCUGGGUAAAAUUAUAGUUGGUUGCACUAUAGUUAGGCAUAAAAAUUAUGUUCAUAAUUAUUCCCCUUCAAAUGUUUCGCAUUUUUGAAGCGAGGAAUUUCAUUAAUCGAGGAAUCUCAUAUAUGUGGUAAGGAUAAAGGAUGAUUGUUUGCACUAAAAAUGGAUUAGAUAAUUGUCUUUUUAAUAACUUGCCACAAUAAACAUUGUUGGUAAUAAGUAUUUCAACAGUAGAAGAGGUAGACCAAUCAAAACAAGUAUAUUUAGAUUUAUUUGGCUGGCCACAUAACUCAAACUGUUCAAUCAGGUGUAAAAAAUAUGUGCACUUUGGAAUUUGUUAUACAUAUUUUUAU
Dendronephthya gigantea is the source of this 1385-nucleotide messenger RNA. RefSeq names its product protein phosphatase 1 regulatory subunit 3B-B-like. The transcript has 2 exons. Gene Ontology annotation, molecular function: glycogen binding; protein phosphatase 1 binding. NCBI's taxonomy places the organism in Eukaryota, Metazoa, Cnidaria, Anthozoa, Malacalcyonacea, Nephtheidae. Gene Ontology annotation, biological process: regulation of glycogen biosynthetic process. Gene Ontology annotation, cellular component: protein phosphatase type 1 complex. The record is from RefSeq and is a predicted model, not a curated record. The coding region runs from base 368 to 1018 and encodes 216 amino acids.